CGUGUGCGUUGUCUCCCCCUCCCCGCUACAGGCUACAGUGAGCUCAACGGGAGCGUCGGAGAAAGAGACUCCUCCGCGAAGGGCCUGAAUGCCGGCGAUGCCCCCAGCCCCAUUUCGAGGGUCCCCAAUGGCAGCCAGCCUCCCGGGGACGCUUCCCUGGCGCUUAAGCAGGGCGUGAAGGGGGGCGCCUAUGGGAAGCCGGGGCUCAGGGCCAAGAGCUUUGUCGUGAAAGGCGGCAUGGACAAAAAGAACGAGAAAUAUUACGAGGGCAAGACGAGGGAGGCGUCCUCGGACAAGGCGGACGGCCUCUCCAUCCCCAACGGCGUCAUCGCGAACAGCUCCGGCUACAUCACCAACGGCUACGUCGGCAAGGGGGCGGACGACGGCAGCGGCUCGGAGAGCGGCUACACGACGCCCAAGAAGCGGAAGGGCCGCCGCAACAGCGCCAGGGGCUGCGAGAACUUGAACCCGGUGCAGGAACCGCCCGCGCCGCCAGAGCCGCCCGUGGCCGUCCCGGCCCCCAAGCAGGAGCCUGAGGGCUUCAAGGUGGACUGCGCCGAGCCCAAGCCGGGGAGCCACGCCGACGGCCUCAAGCCCGCCUGGAAGUGUGAGGCCGGGGGGCUGGGGGCGGGCCGCGGGAAGCCGGGUGUCGGGGAAGCACCGCGGAAGAACUCGGAUGCCAAAGUCGGGCUGGCCAGCAAGAAGUUCGAGGAUCGGCCCAAGGGGAAGCACGUGCCGCCGGCCGCCGCCUCGAAAGAGGACUCGUGGACCCUCUUCAAGCCGCCCCCGGUUUUUCCGGUGGACAACAGCAGCGCGAGAAUCGUGCCCAAGAUCAGUUAUGCAAGCAAAGUCAAAGAGAACCUCAACAAGGCCGCGCAGAACCCCGCCCCGUCCCUCUCCUCCUCCUCCUCCUCUUCCUCCUCCUCCUCCCUGUGCUCCUCGUCCGCGGUGGAAGCCCCCGUGCAGGCCCCUGGCCGCCUCUCGCAGGUCCCCAUGUCCGCCAUGAAGUCCGUGACGUCGGCCAGCUUCUCCAACGGGCCGGUCCUGGCAGGGGCCGACCGCGGCACGUGUCCGGCUGGGAGCCCCGCGCUGCUCGUUCCCGCGUCCGGCGCCGUCCUUUCGGCGGCCUCGGAGCUGCUUCCCCAGGAGGGGGGCCUGGCGCCGGGGGCCGCGGAGCCGCAGAAGUCGAGCCUUUUUAUCUACCCCUCAAAUAUGCAAGCCUUGCUCACGGCCGCCGCGCAGGCCGAGGCCCCGACCCCCGCGAGUCAGCAUAGCCUGGGCGACAUCUUCCAGAACCAGUGGGGUUUGUCGUUCAUCAACGAGCCCAGCGCGGGCCCCGAGGCGGCUGGGCAGAAGCUGCUGGACACGAAAGCGAUGGAGGUGAUAUUUCAGGGGGACGGCCCCGCCGUUCUGGGGCCCCCGGCGGCCGAGACGGCUCCCCUGGGCCCCGACCCGCCUGUGUUCCCCAAGGCUUACGAACUGGACAAACGGACUAGUCCGCAGCUCCUUGGCGGCCUGCUAAAGCUGGGGGUGUCCGGCGAGGGGGGCGGCUUUCUGCUGGAGCCCCAUCAGCCGGGCGGCUCGCGGCAGGCGGGACCCGGGGCCCCAGGGGCCUUCGUGUUCCUGGCCAAGGACUAUCACGUAGAGAACCGCCUGGCCUCCCCCACGAACAGUUUGUUAGCCUCCGCCGAAGAACAGAGGUACCAGAGAGGCCUAGAAAGAAGAGCGAGUUGGGGUGACUUUGACCUGCGGGCUGCCAUUCUGUAUCACACUCAAGAAAUGGAAAACCUCCGUAACCUGCAAAAGCAAGAUCCCAAGAGGAUACCCACUUACGACGAAGCCAUGGACCACCCCGACCAGUGAGAGGCGCACGGGGCCACUUGCCGGUGGUUCUCCUCAGCAACGGAGCCGUCCCUGGGAAGGGGGUUUGCAGAGGCGCCGUUUCAGAAAUUAAAUACGAGGCCGCGGCAUGACGAGACUUCACGAGGAACGGGGCAGAGGCACGCGUUCUGCGGUUAUUUAAACUUCAGUUCUGGAUUUCUCACCUCAUCCCCCAUCCUGCCUCUCUGUCCUUGGCCCCUGCCCUCUUCCAGCCCUGGAGGGGGGCACAGACUUGGCCCGGCCCGGCCCGGCCCCAGCUCCGGACUUCUGCGGGAGGGCACGGCUCGCCUCGUCGCUUUCCCGGGACUCUGCGGUCGACGGUAACACACUAACCACAGGGAAGGUGGAUCCUUGCCCCCCCCGCCGACCCCCACCUUCCCUCCAGCCUCACGCUCGCUUCUCCCCGAUUCCUACCCUCCACCGCCCCCGUUUUCGUUUUACUGGAAUGUUGCGGAAAAGAGGUGGAGCAGUGGGGCGGGCUCGAAACAUUGCCGUUUAAAAGGAAAAAAUCUCUCCCGCCCUUCGGCCGAGGCUGAAGUGGGGGGAAACCUGUCUUAAAAUGCGGCGCGCGUCAUUCCCCCCCCGCCCCCCAUUCACGGAAAAAUGUCCACCUGCAAUUCUGGAAAUCUACACAGACGCCAAAGCACUUGGUUCUACUCUGGGGCACCGAUGGGACACCUUCACAGCCACCGUCCGAAACUGGAUCGUGGGGGAGGGACGGACACUACAGAGACAUUCAGGGUCGGGGGGGGUGUGUGUGUGUAUGUGUGUGGAGAUUUUAAAAAGUACAGCAGCCCCAUUCCUAUCACGCGACACCCUCUUCCCCCGGGAGCAAGCCAAAAACAAGUACGUUCCAGUUUAUAGGUACCGUGUGUUUUUCCUUUGUCGGCACCGGAGGAUUCCCUUCCGGCCGGAUCCUCCGUCGCAAAGCUCACCCGCAAGGGAUCCGUGUUCUUGCGAACUUCAGACAGACUCACGAGUUGGUUCUCGGUGGAGAUUCGUUCUUCGAAGGGGAGGAAACACAGCCCUGGCCUUCUUUGCCCCAUCUCGCCGCCCUCCCUCCGGCUCGCUCCCGUUCGUGCUCUCAGUAGGAGCGCUGUUCCCCGGUCUUGACACUAACGGGUAACGGGGGACGCCGUCUCCCCGCCGUCUGCGAAUCUGUCUUCCCCCAGCCAGUUCUGCCCCGUGAAGGCAGAACCCGGAGGAGCGGGGCUGCUGGUGGCCGGUCGAGUCGAGGCAGUCCUCUGCCCCCUCCGGGUGCCCGUGUGGGGGGCUGGCCGCACAGGCGGUGGGACCUCCGUGCAGCGUCGGCUGGCCAGAGGAAGCCCUCUGACAGGGAUGGGAGGGCACCUGGCCAGCGGACAUGGCUUCGACGCGCCCCCUGGGGGGGGAGUGGCGGGGCUCCCCCACCCCACAGAACCGCCCUCCACCGCUUUGCACUUGGUGCGUGUGUGUGUGUCUUGCACAGGCCUCCAAAAGCCCCCUUUCGACGGCUUCUGUCCAAGCCCGCUGCUCGGGACAAGCCGAAAGUGAACGAAACCAUGCGCCCAGGGCCCGUGGCAAGACCGCGGGACUCCCUGCCCCCCCCCCCAGCCGUGGGGUUUCCUUCCCCGCCUCCCAGUAGGCUGUGGGGCUGCCCCCUCCGUCCUCUUGCGAAGCCUUCCCCUUAAACUCGCGUGCACGCAAGAUCCCCACCGCCCUGGUGGAUCGGGCCGGCGUGAGGCGGGCGGCUGGCUCCUCCGACCCCGGCGGGUGGGAGGGCGAGCGCCUCCGUGGCCUGCGCUGAGCCCCACGGCCGCCGCAGUCGGAGGCCCCUCACGGGGCACCCUGCUGCUCCCCCCCCGAGCCCCCCCUUUGCCCUUCCUAUGUCAGGAGCCCCCGGUUUUUGUGUGAAUUGGGGGGGGCACACGGAAAUAAUCCUAAUGUAUAUGGCAUAAUUAUAAUUUUCCCCGCUAGCUCAAGAGUAUUAGUACUGUAGCAUAAACCAAAUACAGGCAGUGUGUGUGCGUGCGAGCAAGCGUGCGUGCAUGCGUGAGCGUGCGAGUGGCGCGUCCCUCCCUGGGGUGGUCCUUGUGCGAGCCGCGGAGUCGCGCUCGGAUCUGUCCGCCUGCUCCUCUUCGGCACCGGGUCCUGCCGGCUUGCCCCCACUUGAAUCAGGCGCCCCGUCUAGAGCCGCGUCGCCUCUGCCCGGGAGAGGCCAGAGGGUUUCCAGGAAGGGCCUGGGAGCUCCGGUCCGGCGUGCUCGCGCCGCCUGUGUCUGCGUUUUCCUCCUUUCCGGUGCUUGGCACUUUGCACGGGCUGUGACGGAUCCCAGCGUGAAAGGGCCGCCGGGUGCCCUGAGCCGUGGGCCCGCACAGCCGCUGGCUACCACGUCGGGGAAACGCUCUUGCGGUGCUCGAAGCGGGUGCGGACGGCACCGCAGGAGCCCCUGCGCUCCUUGGUUGCCUCUGUUGUGAUUAUUCUUUUAUUUGGGGGGUAGUUUUUCAUGAUCAGGUUUUCUAAAAACACUCUUGGGCGAAGGCUCCCUUCUGGUAGAAUGACUUUUCUUCAUCCAUGUGUUAAUCCGGGCAACGACCAGAGUGUGUUAGAAAAAUUUUCUCGGUUUCAGACCUCCUGUUGUGUUGCAAGCCCAACAGAAUCGAACUGUCGAGGGCGGAAGGGCUCCGGCCGACCAAAACCAAAUCUCCGAAUCCAUUUCAGCAGCCCGCACCCCUUUUGCAAGGGCGCUGCAUGGACUCGGGUUCCGGGCAACUUCUUACAGGGGUCGCCGUCCUCGGCUUCCGUGGCCGUGGCAGCCUGGGUCUCUAACGCAGCGCCCCCAGCGAGGCCCGGCCUGGGACCACAGUGCAUCCUGGCUCCUCAGGCGCCUUGCAGGACCGGCCUGGGCAAAAUCCAUGUUUCUUAACGGUCCGUGGAGCCCAGUUUCCUGGGCUUGUGUCACCCUGGUGGCGAACGCAGACGUAGCUGAGUUUGUGGCAUCCUCAGCUCCGGUGUGGAGUCGUGGCCUCGGAGUCGUUUCCCCUGCAUCCAGAAGGUUCAAGUUGUCUCGCCAGGGUGUGCUGGCAGUAAGCCCUCUAAGUGAAAACAGGCAGUUGGGAUGCCGUUGCUUGCGUUCGAGGCCUGCCCGCCUUGGCCCCGUCCCCCAUGGGAAUGCGGCCUUGGAAUUUCCCUGGAAUUUCGCUUGGCCCUCGGGCUGGUUAAAGGGCCCUCUCCUUUAACUCCCCUGGGGAGAAGGCUCGGUUUGGCUGGGGAAGCGGGCCGGGUUCCCGUGCUCCGUUCGGAAGUGGUGGAGCGCCCACCCCUCUUGGCCUCCGUCGUGCUUGUUCGGCACGGGUCUGGUGCACGUCCGGCGGCCCUGCUGCCUCGGCUCAGUCGCCCCUGAGUCGUCGUCUGGCACCACCACCCUGGCAAUUUCGGGAUCUUUUGGGGAGCACGGGUGGCGACAGAGGCCUGCAUGGCCCUUUUAGGGAGAAAGCGUCUGGAGGCUGGCCGAUGCUUUCCGGCACCUUUGCGACGGGACCUGGCUGCCGUCGCCACGUCCUCCUCCCUCUUCGCCGAUCUCUUGCGUGCGACGCACCUUUCCCGGGGGCGGCCGUGUCUUUAAUAUCUAAGCACACCUGACGGCAUCGGGGCCAGUCGGGCCGUGCAGGGCGAGUCUGUGUCGCCGGCCCGCACGAGAGCUGCCCACCGAAAAGGCGCGCGGUGUCUUACCUGAGCCAGGUGCAGAACCUGCCGGCUCGCAGCGCGCGGCUUUCUGCCGUAUCCGUGCGGCUGUGGGCAGACCGUGCUGCUCCGGGAAGAUCGCGGCAGCCAGCCCUGGACUCCCAGGUGUGAGUCCACUUGUACAUUACCUUUCGGGGCAACGCACCGUGUGGGCUCGGCGUGUAGGGUGUCGCGUUGGAGGGGAAGCGGUGCGCCGCCCCCCGUCGUACUUGUGCGGGGUCUUAGUUUAGUUGGGCAGCGAAUGCGGGGAGGGGGUGUUGGGAAAGGGCGGGCCCUCCGCGCCGAGGGUCGUCCGGGACCCGUCGAACCCCACAUGGACCCUGGUUUUUUUUUAAUCUCCGCCCCAUCCUUGGUGUACGGGCCCACGAGGGCGUGUCGGCAUCUCCGGACACCUGCCUCUCUUCGUGUGCGUGUGCCUGCAUCAGCUUUGCGUGUGUUGAAAUUCUAAAAAAAAAAUGCCUUUUGCACACUUGGGUUUCUCUGAAGCUCAUUUGGGUGAGUGGGAGAGACGUUUAGUUCUUAAAGCAGAUGAAAUAAAAGUACAUCUUACAAUAACAGGAGCCAAAUCCCGUCUGUGUUUCGUUGCUCAAAGUGACCCGUUGCUUGACCUCCUCUGUGUUUACUUGGGACGGGGUCUGUGCUAAUUCGGAGGGGCCCGGUGGCCCCAGGAAGCCUCUUUGAGGACUGAACCUUCGGGGUGCUUCUAAGAAAUGUGUUUGUGUUAACUUAACAUAUCGGGGACUUCUCCGAUAUACUGAUCAGUCGGGAAUUGCGGUGGGUGUGCUCCCUCACCCGUUACCCCAGUAUUGGAGCGUGAAUUGGGUUUAAGUUACCCCCUCCGUCGUUUCUCUCUUGGCUGGGUCACCCGCUCCUUGCAAACGUUGGAAAUCUUUCUUCUCGCCCCUCUCCAGAGCCGCAGCGGAUCUCUGUUGCAUCUGCACUCUGUAGUUUCGGCCCUGAGAUUUUGGGGGGUUCUGUGCGUGUGCACUUGGCUUGCAGGUGUCCCUUUUGCAAAAGCGAGGCGCAACCCUCGAACGCAGCCGCUCUGCACAGCUCGGUAUCCUCAUGUUGUGUGUGCAGAGUCCAAAUUCCAGAGCGCUCGAUGCGUCGAGGCCCCGAGGCCGCUUUGGUCCGGUGCGCCGAAUCUCUCCUCUCCUGUCCAGGCCACCUUUCCCCACACGAGUGCAAUUCACAGCAUCCCCAGCCAGCCCGGCCGUGGGAUGGUGGCGUUUUGUGCGUGUGACCCUUUGAUCCCCUGCCCUGCCCCUCCCCAUUUUAUCUGACCACCCAGCCAAGAAAGAGUGGCUCACACCACCGCAGUCUCCCACCCACGGUGCUCACGGGGUCGUGGCCAGGCGCCCGGAGCCCACGAAGGGCUCCUCACGCUGCUCCCUGCGCUUUGGAAGCCUCCCGUUUGGUCGGUUCGUUUCGGGAGAGGAGGCCCAUCCUCUUACUCUCUGGCCACAUCUGUCUGGCUUGCUUUGGACCAGGGCAGAGAGGGGCCCAGUCCGCUGCCCGCCACUUCCGUUUCCAGGGACAGCCUUCCUCUGAAGGGGUCAACACAGUGGCGGGCAGUGAAGCUCCCCCCUUCCCUGCUCGGGGUCCAGAUUUUGCACCCGGCUCGUUCAGGCCACAACUGUGUCCCCACCACGUGCCCAGAGCAGUGUGGUUAGUAGCCGGUGUGGCGAGGUGUUGGUUUUGGCCAAGGUGUGGGGAACGGCGAUGCCCGUCUGCGUAGCCCGUGGGAAGUUCGGGGGUUUCCCUUUCCCUGCCCCCCGUUUUUCCCCCCGAGGGUUGGCUUGGGGUGGGCAUCCGACUAUUCAGACUGGUCUUUCUCUGGAAGGAGGAACUGGGUUUGGGGUGGGCGAAGGGCCUCAAAGCAUCAGAAAUUCCCUUCUUAGCACAACCUCCGUUAGGGCUGCUCAAGCCGGGUCAAUUCUGUCCACUAUGAUAUCCAAAUCUCUCUCUUGCUCUCUCUCUUUUUACAUACAAGGUCAUGUUUGAAUUCUAUUCCACAACUGUUCUUAAAUGUUAUCAGUUUCCCACCCACCCACGCUGAGAAAAAUCUAUUUUAUAUUUUAAUGAAAGAAAAUAAAACUAAAAACGGGAGAGAUGUCUGUGUAGAACAAAUAAAUUAAGAGAGAUGCUACAUGAUGUAAAUUGUUGAAUAAACAUUUAAGCUUC
This is a messenger RNA of Varanus komodoensis (Komodo dragon), 7788 nucleotides long. It is a transcript of the gene NUFIP2, whose product is annotated as nuclear FMR1 interacting protein 2. The annotation marks the transcript as partial. NCBI's taxonomy places the organism in Eukaryota, Metazoa, Chordata, Lepidosauria, Squamata, Varanidae. Gene Ontology annotation, cellular component: cytoplasmic stress granule; nucleoplasm. The record is from RefSeq and is a predicted model, not a curated record. The transcript has 3 exons. Gene Ontology annotation, molecular function: RNA binding.